Molecule: messenger RNA, 858 nt
Organism: Tetrahymena thermophila SB210
Lineage: Eukaryota; Ciliophora; Oligohymenophorea; Hymenostomatida; Tetrahymenidae
Product: vesicle transport V-SNARE protein amine-terminal protein
Exons: 3
Biological process (GO): vesicle fusion; retrograde vesicle-mediated transport, Golgi to endoplasmic reticulum
Cellular component (GO): endoplasmic reticulum membrane; Golgi apparatus; SNARE complex
Molecular function (GO): SNAP receptor activity; SNARE binding
Source: RefSeq, a predicted model, not a curated record
AUGAACAGUUUAAAUGCUUGGCAUUUCAGAAUUAUUCAAUUUUUUCAUGCUAUUAUUAUUAUCUUAUUGAUUUAAGAGAUCUUAACAAUUUCAUGCUAAAAAUUAUAAUCAAAUAAACAACUAUUAGUUAUUAAUAACUUGUAAAAUAUUAAUAUGAGUUCUAUUGAAGAAUAAGAUGAAAACAUAGAAAGCUAAUUUGUCGAGCUAGAAAAGUUAAUUGAAAAAAUAAAUAAUGUUGAGGGAUAAUAAAGAUAAAAUAGAAUUAAAAAUUGUGAACUUAAGCUGAGAAAUAUUUCUACUGAUUUGGAAACCUUUGACUUCGAAAUAAGUAAUUUAGAUAGACAUGAAGAAGAUAAAUAUAGAGUAAAGCAUGAAAAGUACAUUAAAAAGCUUAAAUUGCUAAAAAAUGAGUUUGAAUUAAAGAAGAAUGAAGGCAAUGAAGCCGCCGAAAAGCUAUUUGGAGAUAGAAAAUAAAAAUAUCAAGAAGAUUUAGAAAAAGUUGAUAUUAAAAAGAUGGAUUAGGACUAGAUGAUUUAGUAUGCAAACGAUGUAUAAAUGGAUGGUGAAAAAAGACUAAGGGAAAUAGAAGGAGUUUUGGUUGAAGACAUUGAAAUAGCUAAUUAAAUCACUAUCGAAUUAGAUAGAUAAAUAGAUAAGCUAGAUUCAAUUAAUUAAAAUGUAAUGGACACACAAAGUAUGUUAAAAAGAACAGGAAAACUAAUUACUUAUUUUGCUAAAUAAGUCUCCACAGAUAAAAUUCUCAUGUGUCUCCUAUGUACUAUUGUUGUAGUAAUAGUUGUACUCAUUAUUCUUUCUGCUACAGGAGUUGGGAAUGGUAAAUUUCAUAUUCCAGUAUGA